Trichomycterus rosablanca is the source of this 2835-nucleotide messenger RNA. It is a transcript of the gene cfap58, whose product is annotated as cilia and flagella associated protein 58. The record is from RefSeq and is a predicted model, not a curated record. Lineage: Eukaryota; Metazoa; Chordata; Actinopteri; Siluriformes; Trichomycteridae. The transcript is spliced from 18 exons. The coding region runs from base 105 to 2720 and encodes 871 amino acids. Gene Ontology annotation, cellular component: cytoskeleton.
UAAACAACAGCGCCACUGAGCGAGGAUCCAUGUUUCAUAAAGUGUGAAUAUUAAAGAUUAAUAAAGAAAUAAACAUUUUGGAAGAAACAUAGAAACGAAGCAAAAUGGAGGAGAAGGUGCAGAUUCCAGAAGAGGAGAACUCAUUUGAGGCAUUAGAGAAGGAGUUUCAGGAGGUUCUGAAUGAGCUGGUGGGGGAAAAGAGCCUGGAGAAAUUCCGAGUGGAAUAUGAAAAGCUCACCAAGGCUCUAAAGAAGUCAGAUGAAAACAAAAACAGAUUGAUGAAAAAAUGCCACGAGCUGAAUGCAGAGAUUGCGUCCAACUCUCUCAAACUGGCCACAGCUUUGAAGCUGUCUCAGGAAGACCAGACCACUAUAACAUCACUAAAAAAGGAGAUCGAGAAGGCUUGGAAAAUGGUUGAUGCGGCCCAUGAAAAGGAGCUGAGGGCUAAAGAAACCAUUAAGACUUUAAAGCAGGAAGUAGAAAAUCUGACUGCACUGGUGGAACAAGAUGCUGGAUCAUCCACAACCCAACAGCAGAGUAUGACCGAUCUACUGAAAAUCAAGGAAGAACUAACAGUCGAGAGAGACAAACUGCUUUCUGAGGUGGUGACACUUCGAGAGAAUCUCACGAAGGCCGUGACGACUCAGCAGGAGAUGGAGGCAGCAAAAUCGACCGCUGAUGAGACUAUCAUGCAGCUGGAGCAGGACAUCCAGAUGCGGCAGAACGAGUGCUCGAGAGAGACCCGGCGCAAAGAGAAGCUGGAAAAAGAAGUAAAAGAGCUGCAUGCUGAUAUCGAAGCCCAGCAGGUCGAGAUCAAAUCACUGAACACACAGUGCCAGCGAGCCAAAGACGAGCAGCAGAGGCUGGAGCAGCAGCUGCGUGAGCAGAAGAUCCUGAACGAAAGAGCUGCUAAGGAGCUGGAGCAGCUGCAAGUGCGCAACACCAAAUUGCAGCAGGAGAACGAGCAUCACACACUCAGCCUGGAGCAGCUCAACUUCGAAAAUAAUCAGCAAGCAUCUGAUCUGAAGAUGAAGGAGGAGGAAGUAAAUCAGAUGAAGCAGGAGAUUGCAAAGCUGAAUAAGAUCCGAGAGACAACACAGAAGAAGCUGAGACUGCUGGAGGACCAAAAACUGGAGGUGGAACAGCAGAGAGAGACACUAAAGAACCAGAUCACAGGCCUAGAAAGAGAAAUGGAGAUGGCAAAGAAACAGGCAGAGAGCGACAAGAAGAAGAUAGAUGAAUUAGUCCGGGAGAAAGACCUCCUCAGUAAGAAUAUGAUCAAGGCAGCCAGCGCCACCGAGAAGCAGUUGAAUCUGGUAAAAUUGCAUGAGCAGACGAAAAAAACGCUGGAUCAGGAGAUUUUGACCUACCGAGAUGAAGCCCAGAAACAGCGCAAGAUUAUCUUUCAGCUGGAGAAAGAGCGCGACCGAUAUAUCAAUGAAGCCAGUGAACUCACACAUAAGGUGUUGUCACACAUGGAGGAUAUUAAAGUUCGGGAGAUGCAGAUCUUUGAAUACAAGAAGAAGAUCGCAGAGGCCGAGACCAAGCUCAAGCAGCAGCAGAACCUGUAUGAGGCCGUCAGGUCUGACCGCAAUAUCUACAGCAAGAACCUGAUCGAGGCUCAGGACGAAAUCACAGACAUGAAGAACAAGCUGAAGAUCAUGAACCGCCAGAUCGACCAGCUUAAAGAGGAGAUCAGUGGCAAAGAGGCAACGCUGAUCAAAGAGCAUCAGGAGUUCCAGCGUGUGGAGAAAGAAAAGGAGGCUCUUAAGGCCGAUCUUCAGAAGAUGAAGCAGCAGGCCCACAAGACCAAGCAGUUCAUUGAAAAUCAGGAGGUAGAAGAACGUAAGCUGCUGAAGAUCAUAGCAGACGCUGACGCUGAGAGAACACGUCAGAAGAAGGAACUAGAUCAGGUAAUUAGCGAGCGGGACAUUCUGGGAACUCAGCUAGUGAGGAGGAACGACGAGUUGGCUCUCCUGUACGAGAAGAUCAAGAUCCAGCAGUCCAUUCUGAACAAGGGCGAGACCCAGUACAACCAGAGGGUGCAGGACAUCAGGCUGCUUAAGAUGGAGAUCAAGAAGCUGCGGAGGGAAAAGGGGGUCCUGAACAAGACAGUGUCCAAUGUGGAAGACCUCAGGAGAGAAGUGUACCAGAUUCAAAGGGAACUGCUUAAAGAGAGGACUAGAUGUCGAGCUUUGGAGGAGGAACUCGAGAAUCCCAUGAACGUUCAUCGAUGGAGAAGACUGGAGGCAAGUGACCCCAGCACCUUUGAGCUGAUUCAGAAGAUUCACUCUCUUCAGCGGCGCCUGAUAACCAAAAGUGAGGAGGUGGUGGAGAAAGAGCUGCUGCUUCAGGAAAAGGAAAAGCUGUAUGUCGAGCUGAAGCACAUAUUAGCUCGUCAGCCAGGUCCAGAGGCAGCCGAGCAGCUUCAAAUCUACCAGCAAACGCUCCGGAAAAAGACCAAACAGCUCAAGGCGCUAUCAUCCGAGCUUAACAUGUACGAGUCUCAGACACAAGAGUACAAGUACGAGAUUGAACGGCUGGCCAACGAACUGCAGAACGUGAAGAAAAAGUACCUGACACAGAAGCGUAAAGAGCAGGAAAGCAGGGAGAAGGAAAGGAGUCUCGGACAGCCCAUGGUCAUGCCUCAGCGCCACGAUGCACCACGCUUUACCGGAGGAGGUUUCAGCCUGAAGCAAGCCAGCAAAGUUACUGCCUGAAACCAGCUACUCCGUCUAACUCAAGUUUUUUUUUUUUUUUUCACUAUUUCACCAGUGCAAAAAAAAUAAUAGUCCCUACAUUAAAGCAUUAAGGUUUGGGGAAAUGAAAAAGAAA